This is a messenger RNA of Drosophila subpulchrella, 294 nucleotides long. RefSeq lists its product as uncharacterized. The record is from RefSeq and is a predicted model, not a curated record. NCBI's taxonomy places the organism in Eukaryota, Metazoa, Arthropoda, Insecta, Diptera, Drosophilidae. Bases 7 to 294 code for a protein of 95 amino acids. The transcript has a single exon.
UUAAAAAUGGCUCAUACAAUGACGCUUUGGUUUCUGGUCUUGGUGACCUUAAGUCCCACAUGGCUAGUCUGGCGAAGAAGGGCCGCCAAAGUCACUUCCGCAAAGAAGUUUUUGUAUCUAGACCGUCACAUUGCCGAACGCAAUCAGAGUUGGGCCCACCGUCUCCCAAUAAACUUCUAUUCCGAAUGGAACAAGCAGUACUACAGGACAUUUCGUCGACACGCUGGCAUGAUGGUCUUAUUUGGAACAGAAAUUCGGCACCAGCACCCAUUCGAAUAUGCUCGAUUUGUCUGA